UGGAUGCCUGCCUGGUUUAUUUAUUUUUCGAAUAAUACAUCUGAAUAGGCAUUCACACAAGACAGGGCAAACAUAAUUUUGAGGCAAAGGCCCUUUCCAACUGUUGCCCGAUUAAUUGUUCUAAGCCAUUGUGUAGCUUUAUCCUUAUCCUGUGGAGUCCAAAAUUUAUCCCUCGCAUACUAAUUAGAUGGCAGGUGCCUGUGUCUGACAGUCAAGAUUCGCACUAUCCAGCCCCACCACCUGACCCUUACAGUCUUAUCUCCUGCUGCUAUGAGUUUCUCCACUGGGCCAAACUCCACCCAUCCACCCUCCAAGGCCCAGUUCAAACGUCUACUCUGUGAAGCCAUCUCUGGAUCUCCCUCGAGCGGGGAGGCCCCCCAUGCUUCUGAAUUUCCACUCUUUUGUUUUUGUAGCCUUCAUCAGACGCUAAGCUCCCCAGGACCUUGCACGCAGUAGGUUCCUCAAUGGAGCGUUUGCUGGAAUAGGGGAGCCUGGUCUCCAGCUUCCCGAGAGGCAGCUAAGCACGACAGCCAAAGCGGAGCUGGGCAAAGACCAGACCCGCUUUUGGAGUCAGUGUCUACAAAGUGCUCUCGGGGGAAGGGGGCACGCGGCGAACGUCGCCCACCCGGAGCCGAUCCCCCCAAGAACGCUUCACUGGGGUGGGGUUACUGCCUGGGCUGUCCCCAAGCACAGUGCACACACUUCACACAUCCACAAGCCUCCUGAAACGCCUCUCCCCUCAGACCGACCUUUCCGUUUCCUUCAACGCCUCCCAUCUGUUGUGUGCGUUCCAGUUUCCAACUCAGAGUCAGAACCCUCAUUUCCACAGUCUCCUACAACAGCCCGGGGACGCACACAAGGCACGGGUUACUUUUCAGACGGGGAUUUGGGGCUCAGGGUCCAGCGACUCGUCCAAGGUCACUCUCAAGAAGUACGAGGGCUAUGACUUUGACCCAGGCCUUCUAACUCCCGGGGCAGCGCUCCUUCCAAGCCCCCCGCAAGCGGUCUGAGCUUCGAAGGAAAAAGUUAAAACGUUUAAAAGUGAUUCGUAUGUUCCAAAGCACGCACAAAGUGUGUUCUUCUGUGAACUGCGGAAUGGGUCGCUGAUAAAAGGUCCCUCUGAAGGUUUGAAGAUACCCAACAAGGCUCCACAGAGGGCACUUUGGAGUCUUCCGCGAAGGCGCUAGCCCCCUAAAACCGACAAUGCCCAGACGCCCCCUGCAGGCAGCGCGCUAGAGAACGCGCGUUGGCUGUUUCUGGCACGCUGAGGCCACCGUACGGCAUUAAGGGUGAAGCAUCGAGGCUAGCAGAGCCCGCAACCUGGCAGGUGUGCUGGCGUGGCCCUUUACCUGCCCCGCCGCGGCGGCCUGCGGCCAGGAAAAGCAGGCUGGCGACAUCUGGCGGGCCGCGGGCCGAGGGAGAGGAGGCGGGGCGGCGUCUCCCUCACGUGACCGCAACGGCGCCUGGCGCGUAGUUCUGCGCCGCAGCCCCUGGGUCGGUCACGGUCUGCGCCUGCGCGGGCGCCGGCUCGCUAUCGGUCCUGCGGGACGCGGGUGGCGAUGGGAAAUCCAGUUAUCAAAAUUGACUUGAGAAGAGAGAACCUAACAGAACAAUAACAAUGGAAGAAAUUGGGAACAUUAUCACAAAGCUGUCAUCCUGCCAAACUCCAGGCUCAGGUGAUGUCACAGGUUAAAAAAAGUCCUUCAUGAAAAAGAAAGAUCUUAAGCAACAUGAUGGAUUCAGAAGCUCAUGAAAAGAGGUCACCAAUACUAACAUCUUCAAAACAAGAUAUAUCACCUCAUAUUACAAAUGUUGGUGAGAUGAAGCAUUACUUGUGUGGCUGCUGUGCAGCCUUCAACAAUGUCGCAAUCACAUUUCCCAUUCAGAAGGUCCUCUUUCGACAACAGCUGUAUGGCAUCAAAACACGGGAUGCAAUACUUCAGUUGAGAAGGGAUGGAUUUCGAAAUUUGUAUCGUGGAAUCCUUCCCCCAUUGAUGCAGAAGACAACUACACUUGCACUUAUGUUUGGUCUCUAUGAAGAUUUAUCCUGCCUUCUCCACAAGCAUGUCAGUGCUCCAGAGUUUGCAACCUGUGGCGUGGCGGCAGUGCUUGCAGGGACAACAGAAGCAAUUUUCACUCCACUGGAAAGAGUUCAGACAUUGCUUCAAGACCACAAGCAUCAUGACAAAUUUACCAACACUUAUCAGGCUUUCAAGGCACUGAAAUGUCAUGGAAUUGGAGAGUAUUAUCGGGGCUUGGUGCCCAUUCUUUUCCGGAAUGGACUCAGCAAUGUCUUGUUUUUUGGCCUUCGAGGUCCCAUUAAGGAGCAUCUGCCUACCGCGACGACUCACAGUGCUCAUUUGGUCAAUGAUUUUAUCUGUGGAGGUCUAUUGGGUGCCAUGUUGGGAUUCUUGUUUUUUCCAAUUAAUGUUGUAAAAACUCGCAUACAGUCUCAGAUUGGUGGGGAAUUUCAGUCUUUCCCCAAGGUUUUCCAAAAAAUCUGGCUGGAACGGGACAGAAAACUGAUAAAUCUUUUCAGAGGUGCCCAUCUGAAUUACCAUCGGUCCCUUAUUUCUUGGGGCAUAAUCAAUGCAACUUAUGAGUUCUUGUUAAAGGUUAUAUGAAAAAUACCAUCAGUUAAGUGCCAUUUAUCAACUGAAUAGACCUUCUAAGAAGAA
Messenger RNA from Mandrillus leucophaeus (drill), 2678 nucleotides. It is a transcript of the gene SLC25A51, whose product is annotated as solute carrier family 25, member 51. The record is from RefSeq and is a predicted model, not a curated record. The transcript is spliced from 3 exons. Lineage: Eukaryota; Metazoa; Chordata; Mammalia; Primates; Cercopithecidae. Bases 1731 to 2624 code for a protein of 297 amino acids.